GAUAAUAUUUUACUAGGAUUCGAUUUACUGCAAAUUCAUGACAUUUGACGCGAAGGCAGCUGGUUACUGAUGGUGAUUCAAAAAAGUGUUGCCUGAUUAAAUUUAUAAUAUAAGAUCACAACAUGUUGGUCUUCUGUGAUAUUUUUGACUUCAAAGUACUUAUAUUUGCCUGUUUAUUGGCGUUUUUGCCACAUAAUUUCGCAAACGAUACUAAUGAAGGCGCUUUAUCGCUUACUCAACAAAAUAUCGAUAUGACGCUUGCAACAAAUGAAUUGGUAUUUAUAAAUUUUUACGCACAGUGGUGCCGUUUUAGCAAUUCGUUAGCUCCUAUUUUUGAAGAAGCUGCAAAUAAAAUAAAAAAUGCAUUUCCUGAACCAGGGAAAGUUGUAAUGGCAAAAGUAGAUUGUGAAAGGGAAUCUUCUAUUGCUUCAAGGUUCCAUAUCACUAAGUAUCCAACUUUAAAAGUUAUAAGAAAUGGUCAGCCAACCAAACGAGAAUAUAGAGGACAGCGAUCUGUAGAAGCUUUUGAGGAAUUUAUAAAGAAACAAUUGGAGGAUCCUAUUAAGGAAUUUUAUGAUUUAAAGGAAUUAACUAAUUUAGAUGAUAAAAAAAGAAUGAUCAUUGGAUAUUUUGAUAGAAAGGAUGUUCCUGAAUAUGAAAUGUUUAGGAGAGUUGCUACAAAUCUCAAGGAUGAUUGCCAAUUCCAUGUUGGCUUUGGCACAUGCUCAGCACAAAACUGUGAAAUUGGGGAACAUUUUCACUUUUUGAAUGCAAGUAAAGCUAUGCACCCUCCAGGAGAACCUAUAAUUGUCUUCCGGUCUGAUAAAGCACUUUCUAAUGAUGAAGAUGAAACGUAUCAUGGAAGUUUGAACAAUUUUGAUGAAUUAAAUGUUUGGGCACAAGAAAAAUGUGUUCCUUUUGUGAGGGAAAUCACAUUUGAAAAUGCUGAGGAAUUAACAGAGGAAGAUUUACCUUUCCUUAUAUUGUUUCAUGCUCCCGAUGAUGUUGAGAGUGUUAAAAUGUAUAAAGAUGUAGUAUCAAGGACAUUACUUGAUGAAAAACAAAAUGUAAAUUUCUUAACUGCAGAUGGUAUGAAAUUUGCUCAUCCUCUACAUCAUUUAGGAAAAACUCCAGCAGAUUUGCCUCUAAUUGCCAUAGAUAGUUUUAGACAUAUGUACCUGUUUCCAAACUUUAAUGAUAUUCAUGUAGAAGGAAAACUAAAAGCUUUUCUACGAGAUUUAUAUUCAGGAAAGUUACAUAGAGAAUUUCAUUAUGGGCCAGAUCCUAGUAACGAAGUACGAGAAAUUGUUGGACAAAUUAAGGUGCCUACAACUCCACCAGAAUCUACAUUUAAGAAAUUAGCACCUAGCAAAAACAGGUAUACAUUACUCAAGGAUGAACUAUAAUAAUAGAAUUAAUGAAACUCAGGAUAAGAUUUGUAUGACUUUGGUUAUGCAAUUUGUUAGUUUUCACAGUUAUUUACAAUGAUAAAAUCCAAAUUCGUUGUAUUAUUGAAAAAAAAAUAUUAAUCAAUGUUAUAGACGUGAUAACAUUUUUAAAAUCAUUUAUACAGUAUUGUAGUAAAAUUAAAUGCUUAUUUAGUCUAUUUUAAAUGGAAAUGGAAUUUUCACGGCCAAUCUCAUACUAAUAAUUUAAAAGAAAGUAUGUAAUUCCAACCUAAAGUGUUUGGAUCUCUACCAAAUGUUAUAUACAUUUAAACUCUAACCUGUACAAAAAUUAUUCACGAUAUACAUAUAUAUAUAUAUAUAGUCGAAACCUUCGAACGGGUUUCGUUACAGGAAAUAAGUAGAUUUUAUUCUAUUUUUACAUAACACGUGCUUUUUGUAUUACCUUUCUUUUCGUAUUGAAUAUUAAAAACGGUAAUAAUUCUUAAUGGAACUAUAAAUGAACGCCAGAGAUGUUAAUCUCCCAGUGUCAAUAUUCGUGUAAUAGAUGUUAUAUCUCAACUUAUAACGCGAUUUAUAGAAUAUUAUUAAAAAAGAGAAAAAGAAGAA
Apis dorsata (giant honeybee) is the source of this 2015-nucleotide messenger RNA. It is a transcript of the gene ERp44, whose product is annotated as endoplasmic reticulum resident protein 44. Bases 123 to 1406 code for a protein of 427 amino acids. The record is from RefSeq and is a predicted model, not a curated record. The transcript has 7 exons. NCBI's taxonomy places the organism in Eukaryota, Metazoa, Arthropoda, Insecta, Hymenoptera, Apidae.